Molecule: messenger RNA, 706 nt
Organism: Piliocolobus tephrosceles (Ugandan red Colobus)
Lineage: Eukaryota; Metazoa; Chordata; Mammalia; Primates; Cercopithecidae
Product: telomere length and silencing protein 1 homolog
Exons: 6
Coding region: 121-672 (183 amino acids)
Biological process (GO): mRNA splicing, via spliceosome
Cellular component (GO): spliceosomal complex
Source: RefSeq, a predicted model, not a curated record
CUGUGCGUGCCUGGGGCGGGGCCAGACGGGUCAGGCGCUCUGACCGCUCUGCUGCGCGCCGGAAGUAGCCUGGGCCGCUGGGCAGAGGCGAGGCGGCUGGACAGUUGGGCGGUUGUCAGCAUGCCGGUCGUCCGGAAGAUUUUCCGUCGCCGCCGGGGCGACUCGGAGUCAGAGGAAGAUGAGCAGGACUCAGAGGAGGUUCGAUUAAAACUGGAAGAGACCAGGGAGGUACAGAACUUGAGGAAGAGGCCCAACGGGGUGAGUGCUGUGGCCCUGCUGGUGGGAGAGAAGGUACAAGAGGAGACAACUCUAGUGGAUGAUCCCUUUCAGAUGAAGACAGGUGGUAUGGUGGAUAUGAAGAAACUGAAGGAAAGGGGCAAAGAUAAGAUCAGUGAAGAGGAGGACCUGCACCUGGGGACAUCGUUUUCUGCAGAAACCAACAGACGGGAUGAGGAUGCAGACAUGAUGAAGUACAUUGAGACAGAGCUAAAGAAGAGGAAAGGGAUCGUGGAACAUGAGGAACAGAAAGUUAAGCCAAAGAAUGCAGAGGACUGUCUUUAUGAACUUCCCGAAAACAUCCGUGUUUCCUCAGCAAAGAAGACCGAGGAAAUGCUUUCCAACCAGAUGCUGAGUGGCAUUCCUGAGGUGGACCUGGGCAUCGAGUAUGUUUGAGACCCAUAGGCAGAAGACACAGUGCUUUCCAGUU